Messenger RNA from Morchella sextelata, 852 nucleotides. RefSeq lists its product as uncharacterized. The record is from RefSeq and is a predicted model, not a curated record. Lineage: Eukaryota; Fungi; Ascomycota; Pezizomycetes; Pezizales; Morchellaceae. Bases 1 to 852 code for a protein of 283 amino acids. The transcript is spliced from 2 exons.
AUGUCCGAGACCAACCUGAACAACAGCAAUGAGGGCGGUAACAGUCUGAGUAGCAGUACGUGUAGUACUCUCUACAACCCGAAUGAGCGAGGUCCGGGCCCGGAGCUUGAUCAAAACCCACCACCACCACCACCACCACACCCUUGGGCCAGCGAAUACGCGGCUAGUGGGAGAGCUACGCAACAUCUGCGGCCAGCCAGCCUUUGGGAUACGGGCCAGAAUGAAGACUACGCCAGAACGAGAUUUUCGUAUAAUUUCAUUGACCGUACACGGCUCAAUGGCACUGGAUCCUCUAGUAGGGCCCUGUACAGUACAGCCAUUGAGGUAAAUUUAGUGCGAGAGGUCGAGCAGCGGCGGAGCGCUUCCAGAUACAACAACGGUUCUCGUUCCCCUACCGCGCCAGACCCCGGAGUAGCCGCUCGACUACGCAAGGAGAUGGAAGACGUCAAGAUCUUCCUAUGGUCGCGGGUUGAGGGCGAAAACCCAAAUCCCAGGAUGUACCUCCUUUUCAACCUUGCGUACGAUACAGAGAAGAAGAUGGGGUCAAUUGCGGCCGAUAUGUAUGCCAUACGCUAUGGCUUCAAGGCGCUCCUGAAGGCUGGCGCGUUGUUCGCGCUGCGAGAUAAUCUGCAGACACAUAUCCGCGCGAUUGAAGAGGCGCACGCCGAGCUGAAGAGGAUACUUGACGAUGCAGUGGAAGUGACUGGCGGAUCUAUGUGCCCCAGCCCGUACGCAAAGAUUCCGUCGAUGAUUCAGAUUAGGCGCCGGGAAGUGAAUAGUGAGGGCGAGUAUUUCCCACGCCCGCGGGCGUCCUUGAGGGCUCCUGUUGUACCUGCGGCAGUCCGAAGAUAA